Molecule: messenger RNA, 1536 nt
Organism: Penicillium mononematosum
Lineage: Eukaryota; Fungi; Ascomycota; Eurotiomycetes; Eurotiales; Aspergillaceae
Product: putative transcription factor Rap1
Exons: 4
Coding region: 1-1536 (511 amino acids)
Biological process (GO): regulation of DNA-templated transcription; telomere maintenance via telomere lengthening
Cellular component (GO): shelterin complex
Molecular function (GO): telomeric repeat DNA binding
Source: RefSeq, a predicted model, not a curated record
AUGGCGUCUUUCAAAAAUGAAUCGUCUCGCGCUGAGACUGCGACAAUGAAUCUGUUUCAAGGCGCACGAUUCUGGCUAUCUCUAACUGUUCCACAAAGGUCGAGGUUUAAAGAAUUAAUCAAGCAAUAUGGUGGCACUGUUGUGCUGAUGGAGAAGGAUGCUGAUGUGAAGCUGGUGGAUCAUACAAGGAAAGACCUGCCUUCGGACACUUUCUCUUAUCAAUAUGUAGAGCGUUCCAUCAACAAGGGACGACUCGAAGAUCUAGAAGCCCACCGCGCUGGGCCAUCUGUACCUCGUCCAAUGGGCGCAUCCAACAUUCCUACGAAAAGCACAAGAUCGUUUUACACCCUGAAAGAGGAUCAACUUCUGUUCGACUGGGUUGAAGCCUAUGGACAAGACCGAACGGUGCCUAUCCAAGGUAACAAAAUAUACCAGGAUUUGGGUGAACUGUUCCCCAGUCAUCCAUGGCAGUCUUGGCGCAGUAGAUAUCUGAAGCACCUGCGUGGUAAGGGCCGUCCAGGUGGCGGCACCCCAUUAUCAUUUGACGAGCUUUUACGGUCUGCGCCAUCCCAAGGCGAACGUCCAAAGACUUUACCUGACCGGACUUCCCCGGAAGCAUCCACAGCAAAAUCUAGCUCAAGGGUCCCCUGGCUGGCACCACCUGCUCCGGCGGAAGCAAGUACAGCAAACAGCCCAAAACGAAAACGAGAUCCGGUCCCUGAACCGCCGACUCAACGACGAAGAGAUGCUUCACCCAUGAAAAGAAGAGCCAUUGAAGCUACUGCAACUGCGGGCCCUUCCUCACAUCGUCUUCGUCCUGAUAGCCGGGAACCCCAGCCAGAGUCAUCAAACGUGGCAGCCACACCACCCUUUACUACACGGCCAGAAAGAGGCUCUCCCAGUGUCUUGUCGUCAGAUAAAGGACCGCUUCAAGGCCUUGGAAUUCCGGGUCUCUUCCCAGUCCCGGACCCUGCCAUACAAACCCCUCGUCGCGUCACUCGCGAGACUUCACAACGACCAACUAAUGUAGCAGAACCGUCAGCACCGCCUGUACCGCGACCAUUGGGUGACAAUGCCUUCGCACAGUCUGGCCGAUUCAAGAAACAAGUACCGAAACCCAGACCACCAGUCAAGGAUAUCUUCAAAGACCCAGUGGACCCUAUUUUCCUAGAACUCCCAUUCUUGCCAUCAAGCCCCGCAUCCGAGACGACUGACGAUGACACCUUGGAUGCGCCCGAUGUGGAUACUUGGAUUGAUCAACGCCUUACUCGAGGUGCCAAAGAAUCCCACGUCUUCGAGGCUCUGCGAUGUACAAGCAUGGUCCCAGAGAUGGCAGAUAAGGUUCUCCAAUACCUCACCGCUGGGAAGGGUAUUCCCGAGGAUAUGCCCGGGGUCUGGACAGCCGAGGACGAUAGCUGUUUACAAGCGGGGGAAUAUUCGCGUGUGCAGCGAGCGUUGGCGAAACACGGCUCAGAAGCGUACAAGGAUAGAUGGGAAUAUUUCAGCAUGGCUCGGCAGACAGGGCUCAUUGAAUGA